Molecule: messenger RNA, 2183 nt
Organism: Rhea pennata
Lineage: Eukaryota; Metazoa; Chordata; Aves; Rheiformes; Rheidae
Gene: DEF8
Product: differentially expressed in FDCP 8 homolog
Source: RefSeq, a predicted model, not a curated record
GAGGGGGGCAUGCAAUGCUGCACUGCUCAUUCCCCUGUGCUGGGUCCCUGCAGCCCCAUGUGCCCCAGACUGGCACGCGGUGGGGGGCAAUGCUGGGGUGCCCCCAUGCACCCAAGCCCGGUGUCCCUGUGCAGGGCUGUGCCCCAGAACCGCCUCGCAGGGCCCCAGGAUGCGCCUGCUUCCCCUUGCAGCCCCCCCGCUCCGCUCGGGGUGGGGGCACGGUGGGCCCUGACCCCCACGGGGGCCCCGUGCACAAAAACACGCGGGGUGUGCCGUCCCCGCAGAGCCCCGGCCGCGGCACAGGCGGUGCCGGCGUGGGAGGUGGCGGGACCGGUUCAUCCGCCCGCCCCAGCGGCGUGUGGUGUCGUCCCUGUGUGCCGAGCUGUGCCGAGCCGAGCCGUGCCGGGAGCGCAGCAGCCACUCCUGACGGCUGCGCACCCACAGAGCGCACGGCCAUGGAGUACGGCGAGAAGCUGGCACGGUUUCGCCAGGCCCAUCUCAACCCCUUCGACAAGGCGCCGGAGCAGCACGAGGUGCCGCCGGCCCCAGAGCGGCGGCCGGAGCCAUCCCCGAGCGACCCCGAGGGCUUGGAGCGCCCCAUGGACCUGGGGCUGGCCGAGGACCACUUCUCCCGGCCAGUGGGGCUCUUCCUGGCCUCCGACGUGCGGCAGCUGCGGCAGGCCAUCGAGGAGUGCAAGCGGGUGAUCCUGGAGCUGCCGGAGCACUCCGAGCGGCAGAAGGACGCCGUCGUGCGGCUCAUCCACCUGCGCCUCAAGCUGCAGGAGCUCCAAGGACCCCUCGAGGACGAGCCCAACAUCCGUGUCAUCCUGGAGCACCGCUUCUACAAGGAGAAGAGCAAGAGCGUGAAGCAGACGUGUGACAAGUGCAGCACCAUCAUCUGGGGCCUCAUACAGACCUGGUACACCUGCACAGGGUGCUACUACCGCUGCCACAGCAAGUGCUGCCCGGUCACCAAGCCCUGCGUGAGGUCCAAGGUGAGCCACCAAGCCGAGUAUGAGCUCAACAUCUGCCCCGAGACUGGGCUCGACAGCCAGGACUACCGCUGCGCCGAGUGCCGGGCCCCCAUCUCCCUCCGAGGGGUGCCCAGCGAGGCCCGGCAGUGCGACUACACCGGCCUCUACUACUGCAGCAGCUGCCACUGGAACGACCUGGCCGUCAUCCCGGCCCGCGCCAUCCACAACUGGGACUUCGAGCCCCGCAAGGUGUCCCGCUGCAGCAUGCGGUACCUGGCGCUGAUGGUGUCGCGGCCAGUGCUGAAGCUGCGGGAGAUCAACCCUCUGCUCUUCAACUACGUGGAGGAGCUGGUGGAGAUCCGGAAGCUGCGCCAGGACAUCCUGCUCAUGAAGCCGUACUUCAUCACCUGCAAGGAGGCCAUGGAGGCCCGGCUGCUGCUGCAGCUGCAGGACCGGCAGCACUUUGUGGAGAACGACGAGAUGUACUCGCUGCAGGACCUCAUCGACAUCGAGGCCGGGCGCCUGAGCUGCUCCCUGACGGAGAUCCACACCCUCUUUGCCAAGCACAUCAAGCUCGACUGCGAGCGCUGCCAGGCGAAGGGCUUCGUGUGCGAGCUCUGCAAGGAAGGCGACGUGCUCUUCCCCUUCGACAGCCACACCUCCGUGUGCACCGACUGCUCCGCCGUCUUCCACAGGGACUGCUACUACGACAACUCGACCACGUGCCCGCGCUGCGCCCGGCUCAGCCUGCGCAAGCAGUCCCUCUUCCAGGACUCCAGCACCGAGGCCGAGCCCUAGGGCGGCCCGGCCCUAUGGACAGAUGGGCAGCUGGGGCGCGGGGUGGUUUCGGGGCCCGCUUCAGUGUGUGGGGGGGUCUCCUGCCCCACAGCUGCGGCGCGGGCAGAGGCAGCACGACGCAAGCACUGAGCCCACUUUAGAGGGCAGCCGGGCCCUGCACGGGGGCGGCUGCCCCACGGCGUCUGCGCGACACAGACAAGGGGGGGGACCCCGGCCCAGCGAGCUCCCCCACAGCAACCCAACACACACACUACCUGCCCCUUACCCCUGCUACUUCCCCGGGGGGAUGGUGGAGGGCGGCUGAGGGGGCGAAGCGGGCGGCGGGCAGCCAUGGGCGGGCGCCCCUUGGCUCUGCCCCGCGCCAUCCUGGCGCCGCGGCUCCCUGUCGCAGCAACGUGGCCUCUUUGCACA